Molecule: messenger RNA, 834 nt
Organism: Talaromyces amestolkiae
Lineage: Eukaryota; Fungi; Ascomycota; Eurotiomycetes; Eurotiales; Trichocomaceae
Exons: 4
Coding region: 1-834 (277 amino acids)
Source: RefSeq, a predicted model, not a curated record
AUGCGAUACAAGAAAUUGUUGCUGAAUGUCCUGAGGCAGAUGUCCAUUUCCUGCCUUUGGAUCUCGCAGAUCUGGCUAGCGUGGUUAAAGCAGCACAGAUUUUCAGGGAGUACAAUCCCCUCUUCGAUUCACAGCGUUGAAGCCGUAGUGGUGCUGACUUGGGAUACAAGACGAGAGUCGGCUCUUCAUUUGCUUAUAAACAAUGCCGGUGUGAUGUGCGUUCCAUACGAAGAGACCAAAGAUGGGUUUGAGAUGCAGCUUGCGGUCAACUACGUAGGUCACUUUCUGUUGACACGACUUAUGCUGCCGAUUCUCGUCACUACAUCCAAAUCAGCACACGAAGGUGAGGUGCGAAUCGUGAACGUAUCGAGUGACGGGCAUGGAAAGCUUGCACCAAAGGAGGGAAUCGUCUUCUCUGACCCGAACUUGAAGCGGUACUCUGUUUGGACUCGCUAUGGACAUUCCAAGCUUGCCAAUGUGCUGCAUGCCAACGAGCUAGCCAAAAGAUAUGGAGAAAUCAUGUCGAUAUCUCUCCAUCCAGGAACAGUCAAGACAAACCUCUCAAAAGGCCCGCUUUUAUCCACCCCAUUAUAUCGCCUCAUCAAACCGAUUGUGGAAUUGGGCGCUCCUGGUCCACGAAAGGGAGCAACAAACAUUCUCUUCGCAGCUGUCUCAACGUCACUUGACAUCAAAUCUCAUAAUGGAGCAUAUUUGCUGCCAGGAGGGAAGGUUUCCGAGCCGAGCAACACUGCAAAGGACCCGCGAAUGGCUUUCAACCUCUGGGAAUGGACUGAAAAAGAGCUAAAGGCUCGAGGGAUUGUUUUCAAUAAGUGA